Lodderomyces oxycetoniae is the source of this 2928-nucleotide messenger RNA. RefSeq names its product Rim8p (gene RIM8). NCBI's taxonomy places the organism in Eukaryota, Fungi, Ascomycota, Pichiomycetes, Serinales, Debaryomycetaceae. The coding region runs from base 1 to 2928 and encodes 975 amino acids. The transcript has a single exon. The record is from RefSeq and is a predicted model, not a curated record.
AUGAGACGUGCAGUAUCAAAGAUACUACCUACGUCGAAAUUAUUUGAUGAGAAUUCUCCAAACAAUAAUUCGGCAAAAUCAGGAGGCUUAAGCUUCUCAUCAAGUUUCAAACUAGAUUUUCAUUCAGUAGAUGAGUUUUAUAUACAGCUAGACAAUCCCCAUAAGGUGUGGCUUCCCGGUGAUGAAGUAUCGGGACAAAUUGUACUACUAACAAAAAAGAACUUGGCUAAUAUCAUAAUUACGCUAUCAUUUACUGGGUUUAUAAAGAUUAAUGCAUCUUCACACUCGAAAUUGAGACCGAUAAAACAUACCUUGUUUGAUCAUACUAUAAAGAUAUAUGGGAAUGAAAAUAACAGCAGCGACAACAGCAACAACAACACCACCACCAACACGGACGAGUUCUCCAAUGGGUUAUCCAAGGGUGAACAUGUGUUUCCCUUUAUUGUUAAGCUCCAGAAUAAAAAAAUAUUCACUUCAAUCGACUUUGGUAAAGGGUCCAUAAACUAUUCCUUGAUUGCUUCUGUUGGGAGCUCUUCGUCUUACACCAUUGCAAACUCAUCAUUUUCAAAUAUGCCGACGCCGCCAAAUGAGAAUUAUCAAAAUAAUAGCAACAACAAAAAGAAAUACUUGCAUAAUCCAUCACGUACAUCUGAGAAGUUGAUUAAUUUAGUGAACCCUAUUGAUGUAUCUGAAUUACCACGACCUAAACCAAAAAGGCUAAUACUAAGAGAUCCUAGGAGUAGCCUUAAUCGAGAUAGGAAAUUAAUGAGAACAAAAUCUUCCACAUCAACAAUAAAUACAAUUAAUACAUUUGCUACUCUUUCUUCCAACAACUCGGAUCAAAAUUCUGUGGAUGACCGAAUAUCUGAGGUGAACGAUCCAAUCAACAACAAUAUAAUUGGCAUUAACGAUAACAUUGACGAUAACAACAACAACAACAAUAAUAAUAACAAUAAUAACAAUAACAAUGAUAAUGAUAACAAUUGUAACAGUAACAGCAAUAAUAGCAUCGGCAACAUCAACAUCAGCAACAACGCCACCACUCCUAGCAACGCCAUCACCACCCAGAUUCCCACCCUUGUUCCAAAUCCAAACUCAAACAACAUUACCAUUGCUUCCGGUCCCGCCAAUUUGGAUAAACUGUCAUUCUCUGUCAACAAACCGGCACCUACUAUAAAGGUUAUUUUAGAAGUACCUCAACGUGGCUACCUACGUGGGGAAUCUAUACCAAUCAAAUUAUCAAUAAAUCAUUUAAAGAAAAUACAAGACUUGAACGGGAUUAUUGUUACCUUUGUGCGAGUGUGCCGGUUAGACAAUGGACCAGAUGGCGUUAUUGAAAGUUUCAGAAAAGAUUUACAACAAGUGGUGCUACCUUUAUUCGUUGACCCUCAAACAUUCAAAUCGGAGAUUCAAUCUUCAAUACGAGUACCAGCAGAUGCAUUCCCAACUAUAGUUGGGUGCCCCUUGGUUUCAUUUCAAUAUUUUAUUGAGGUAUUGAUCAACUUAUCUGGAAAAUCUGUAGUUGUUGACCCGGAACUAGUUUCUGAACGGCCUCAACCAGAUAGCAUAAAUGCCCAGCAACCACAUAGCCUAUCAUCAAUAGAAAACUUUCGAUUCAAUUUCAAUUCAUCAAUACAAACUCAAAAGGAGCGGUCCAAUUUCAUCAAUACUGAUCGGUUUAAACGGUCCAAAAAGUUUUUACAAUUAACAACAGAAAUUUGCAUAGGUACACAUAGACUGAAAUUAACCACUGAAGAAGAUGACUUGCAAACAGUUCACUCAUCAUUGGACAAUAGUGUUCAUAGUGGUGGUGGUUCAAUAUCAAGAAGAUCGUCAUGCCUGAUUACAAAUUCAAAUUCUCACACAUCUCCCACUUUAUUUGCAAAUUUGCCCCAGAAUCGUGCGUCGCCACAUGCAGCUAAUAAUUUCACACAUUCAUCUUCAGGUAACUCAUCACCAUUGACUAAUAUAACGCCAACUUCAGUUGCUCAUACAACUUCAGCUGCAGGUAGCUCUUCCAAUUCAGUUUACGGAGGACACUCAAUACCAUCUCACCCAACACCCCCAGUACCUUUAGCACCGUCGUCGACAUUACCCCAUUCUCCUCAGAGAUACCAAUUCAAUUCCAUACCGGAAACGCAAGAGGUUCAUAAUUUCGAAAUACCACCAUAUUCGCAUCGUACUCCAAAUGAAACAGUUCCUGAAUACACCAGCAACAGUUUUAUUCCAGCCGCGACUAUGCAACCCCCAUUAGUUCAACAACAACAACAACAACACCCUGUAGUGGAUCCUAUAUCGAAUGAGUUUAUGGCUAAUUUACGAGAGAAUUCUAACUUGAGUGAAAAGCAAAGAAUGCAACAACUUGAAGACAGUUUAUUGCCCUCUGCUCCGCCAAAUAUGGAUGAUGCAUUAGAUGAAUUUGAAAGUAGAAACAAGAAUUAUGGUCAGAUACAAUUUCAUAAACAGCAGCAGCAGGAAAGGCAUGGACAAGACAGUCAUUCAUCGGACAAUAAUGAACAACAACCACCUCAGCAAGUUUUUCCACAUUCAAUGAAUGUGCCCACGAGACAACAAUUCAAUUUCUUUUCCUAUGCUGGUCAAUCAUCUACCUUGAAUUCUAGUAAUCUUCCGAGACAGGCUCAGGAUAAUAUCGGGUUGUUUCAAAAUCAGCAACAGCAACAGCAGCAACAGCAACAGCAACAUCAUCAACAACAACAACAACAGCAACAGCAAGAGGAACAACAUUCUUCACAGCAGCAGCAACAACCACAACAGAGUGGUAGCACUAUAACUAGGAAUACCCAGUUACAAGAAGAACUUUUCAACGAUGACGUAAUUGAUAAUGUACCAAAUUAUAUGAAUGCAGAGCAUGAUCAAUUGCUUAGCAGUGGCCAUUAUUCGUCCCAAACUCCUCAACAACAAGAAUAA